Magnolia sinica is the source of this 3051-nucleotide messenger RNA. Its product is annotated as pentatricopeptide repeat-containing protein At5g04780, mitochondrial-like. The record is from RefSeq and is a predicted model, not a curated record. The coding region runs from base 1 to 3051 and encodes 1016 amino acids. Gene Ontology annotation, molecular function: protein binding; zinc ion binding; RNA binding. NCBI's taxonomy places the organism in Eukaryota, Viridiplantae, Streptophyta, Magnoliopsida, Magnoliales, Magnoliaceae. Gene Ontology annotation, biological process: RNA modification. The transcript has a single exon.
AUGACGAUUUUUAAUUCCGUAUUCCCUUCCGACGACUUCCUUUCAACCGUUUCUCCUACCAACCUUCCACCCCAACUUUCCAUCUUCCCGCCAAAAUUCAAAUUCCGACCCCCAACGGCUAUAAAUCUCAGCUCCAAAGCCAAACCACCUCAAUAUCAGAAAACCACCCUUCGUACCCUUCCCAUAAAUCCCAACAAUUCUACUCUUAUAUCCGAAACGAAACUCCCCAUCGAUUACUGCCUUUCCCUCUUGCAAAAUCGAAUCUCGGACAAAUCUCGUGUUCCAGAUGCACCACAAAUCCAUGCCCAGAUCUUAAAACUGGGCCUUUUCGAUUUGGAUGGUUCUGAUACAAUCGUUAAUAAUCUAGUGGGUCUUUAUGCGAAGAAUUAUAGAUCGUUGGAUGAUGCACGCCGGCUGUUCGAUGCAAUUCCUGAAAGAACUGUUGCGGUUUAUGCUGCCUUGAUAGGAUCAUACUGUCGAUUGCAGCGGUGGGUGGAUGUUCUUUCUGUAUUCGGAUUGAUGGUCCGUGAUGGUAUUGAACCUGAUAAAUUUCUUGUGCCCACGAUUCUUAAGGCUUGCUCCGGGCUGGAGGCUUUGAGAAUUGGUGAGAUGUUGCAUGGGUUUGUAAUAAGGAAAAGAUUGGAGUUGGACGUUUUUGUCGGGAAUUCGCUUAUUGACAUGUAUGCGAAAUGUGGGGACUCGGAUUCAUCCCUGAGGGUUUUUGAUAUGAUGGCAGAAAGAGAUGUGGUUACAUGGACUGCCCUUGUUUCAGCAUAUGCUGACGCCGGGCUUUUGGAAGAAGCAGCAGAGGUUUUUCAAUCCAUGCAGUUGAGUGGAGUGGAUCCGGACCUGAUUUCAUGGAACACAUUGAUUUCGGGCUUCGCUCAGAAUGGGGAGAGUGAAAAGGCCCUUCAUUUGUUAGAAGAGAUGAGAGACAGAGGAUUAAAGCCUGGUGUCAAUUCUUGGAACGGGAUUAUUUCGGGUUGUGUACAGAAUGGGUUCUUUGAAGAUGCUUUGGAUUUAUUUGGUGAAAUGUGUUUGUUUGAGAAUCCUAAUGCUGUUACAAUCGCAAGCAUUAUCCCUGCUUGCUUGGGUUUGCAGGCAUUGGAUUUGGGCAAGGAAAUGCAUUGUUAUGCUAUCAAACGUGAAUUUCAAAAGAACGUUUAUGUGGGUGGAUCAUUGCUUGGUAUGUAUUCAAAAUGUGGAAGGAGCGAUUAUGCAGAGAGAGUGUUUGCGGAAAUGGAGAACAAGAACACUUCUGUGUGGAAUGAAAUGAUUGCGGCAUAUGUGAAUGAGGGUAAAAUGAAGGAGGCAAUGGAGCUCCUUUGGUUAAUGCAAAAUGAUGGGUUGAAGCCCGACUUAAUUACCUACAACACUCUGCUUGCUGGGUAUGCAAGGAAUGGUCAAAAGGAUGAGGCCUUGGAGCUGUUUCCAGAGACGGGUCGGAUGGGUUUGAAGCCUAAUGUUGUUUCAAUGAAUGUUUUGAUUUCUGGGUUUCAGCAAUCCAGUCUUAGUAGCUUUGCUCUGAAUUUAUUCCGAGUCAUGCAAUUUCCAAAGGAGAUUGUUCUGCAAGAUCCAAAAGGCAACAUGCCUUUGCCUGUUGAAAUGUCAGAAAUGUCAAUCCAACCAAAUGCCAUCACCAUCACAAGUGCUCUGGCAGCCUGCAGUGAUCUAAAUUUGUGGCGUCAAGGAAAGGAAAUCCAUGCAUACAUUCUGAGGAAUUGGUUUGAGUGUAAUGUCUUUGUUUCCAGUGCGUUGGUUGACAUGUAUUCGAAGUGCCAGGAUAUGGAUUCAGCUGCCAAGUCAUUUCACAGGAUAAGUGACAAAAACACAGUAUCUUGGAACAUUUUGAUGGCGGGCCACAACCAUAACAAGAAGCCAGAAGCCACGCUAAAUCUCUUCCUGAAAAUGCUGGAAGAAGGGUAUAUACCAAGCUCAAUUACACUCAUGAUUCUUCUCUCAGCUUGCAGCAGUAUUGCAGCUCUGAGGCUGGGGAGAGAAUUGCACAGUUUCACUGUGAAAAGUGGGUUUCAUGAGUCUGCUGUUACUCUUGCAAGUGCUAUAAUAGAUAUGUACGCAAAAUGUGGAAGUAUUUUAGAGGCCAGAUUAGUAUUCAAUAACACAGUUCAAAAAGAUUUACCGCUGUGGAAUGCCAUGAUUUCGGGUUAUUCAAUGCAUGGGAUGCCCAAAGAUGCUAUUGUCUUGUUCAAACAAUUGGAAGCAUCUGGUAUCAAGCCGGACCACAUCACCUUCACUGCAGUUCUUUCGGCCUGUAGCCAUGAAGGCUUGGUGGAAGAGGGAUGGAAAUAUUUCAAUUACAUGGAGGCUGUUUAUGAAAUUAAGCCUACUUUGGAACAUUAUACAUGCAUGGUUGGAAUCAUGGGCGGUGCUGGUUUACUAAAAGAGGCACUUGACUUUAUGAAAAAAAUACCAUAUGAACCUGAUGCCUGUAUGUGGGCUACUCUUCUCCGAGCCUGUAGAGUCCACUCAAACUUGGAGAUAGGUGAAAUAGCUGCAAAGGCAUUAUUUGAGCUAGAACCUAGUAAUGCUUCGAACUACAUUGUCUUGUCAAAUAUCUACGCCAUGACUGGCAUGUGGGAUGCUGCUAGGAAUGUAAGGAUUGCGAUGAGAGCCCGUGGGUUGAUGACAGUUAGGGCAUGUAGCUCGAUUGAUGUCAGUAAUGUGAUCUAUACAUUUCAAGCAGGGGAUAGUUCACAUCCUGAAUUGGAGAAGAUUUUAGAUGCAUGGUAUAGAUUGGCAGAAGAAAUGGAGUGGGCCGGCUAUGUACCCCAUGAUGUUAUUUUCGAUGAUGAACAAGAUGCUGAUCCCUUCUCUUGUUUCCACACUGAAAAGCUUGCUAUAUGUUUUGGCAUCAUCUCAUCACAUUCUCGUGGUCCAGUCCGUAUCUCCAAGAAUGCAAGGAUGUGUAUUGAUUGCCAUACUUCAACAAAGCUUAUCUCCAAGAUUGAAGAGAGGGAAAUUUUCGUGAGGGAUGGAUGCUUCUAUCAUCAUUUCAAGGAUGGUAUAUGUAGCUGCAGAGACAAGUGGUGA